AAGAAGGCGCGUCUGAGCUUCUGCGGCGGCCAAGUGUGUUUAUACGCUGCGAGCCUCCUGGAAGGAAGGAAGGGAGGCACAUGGAGGCAGCAGGCAGCCGUACGUUUGCAUCGGCAACCUGUAGACAUGUGAGCCACGUUCGCUGGACCUUCUCUUAGUGGAGAAGGCGGUACGUCUCUCCCCUUAAGAAGAAGGGGGGGAGCCCACAUUUGUUCGUUUCUUGCGCCACUCAUCGGCAACCGUGCGCGCUCCGAGGGUUUGAUCGGCUGGCUCAUUCAUAGAAAAAGAAGACCGCUCCAGGCCGAGCGUCAUGGAAGCACCGCCGGGUAGGAGGUUGCUGCUGCCGGGAGCGCACCUUGGCUGAGCGGCAGUGAAGGAGAGGAGCGGAGGAGAUGGCAGCGUCGAGUAAUUCAAGCCUCUCUGGUUCGUCCGUGUCAUCUGACCCUGAGGAUUACCAACCACCAAUAUGGAAGUCCUACUUGUACCAAUUACAGCAGGAGGCCCCAAGACCGAAAAGGAUCGUAUGUCCCAAAGAGAUGGAAAGCAGGCCAAAAUAUUACGGCAGAGAGUUCUAUGGCAUGAUCUCUCGAGAGUAUGCAGAUGAACUUCUCAGGCCUGCUGAUGGUUCCUACUUGAUCAGGGAAAGCCAAAGACAGCCCGGGACGCACACUUUGGCCUUAAGAUUCGGGCCGCAGACUCUCAACUACAGGCUGUUCUACGAUGGGAAGCACUUUGUCGCCGAGAAGAGGUUCGAGUCCGUGCACGACCUGGUCACGGACGCCCUCAUCACACUCUACAUCGAGACUAAGGCGGCGGAGUAUAUCGCUAAAAUGACUGCAAAUCCCAUUUAUGAGCAUCUUGGGUAUACCUCGCUGCUAAAGGACAAGGUGGUGCACAGGCUGAGCCGCGGACACACACAAUCCCGCAGGGUUACCUUUGUCAGGGAUGAACAGAUUUCGUCUUCUCUGGUGAGACAGAGCGCUUUGAAAGACACCACUGAGAAGCAGUGCUCCUAUGAGAAGAUCCAUAACUUCAAGGUACACACCUUUCGAGGGCCACACUGGUGCGAGUACUGCGCCAACUUCAUGUGGGGUCUGAUUGCCCAAGGUGUCCGCUGCUCAGAUUGCGGGCUGAAUGUACACAAACAGUGCGCCAAACUGGUUCCAAGCGACUGCCAACCAGAUCUACGGCGGAUAAAGAAAGUGUUCAGCUGCGAUCUCACCACUCUGGUCAAAGCCCAUAACACCCCGAGGCCAAUGGUGGUGGAUCUCUGCAUCCGAGAGAUUGAGCUCCGAGGUAUGAAAUCGGAAGGUCUCUACAGAGUGUCCGGCUUUUCAGAGCACAUCGAGGACGUUAGACUCGCCUUUGACCGAGAAGGUGAAAAGGCCGACAUCAGUGCCAGUGCCUAUGCAGACAUCAACAUCAUUGCCGGCGCUCUGAAGCUUUACUUGCGAGACCUCCCCAUCCCAGUCAUUACGUUUGACUUGUACCCCAAAUUCAUUCAAGCUGCAAAAAUUCCAAAUGCUGAAUGCAGACUAGAGGCCAUCCACGAGGGUUUGCUGCAGCUUCCCCCGGCUCACUAUGAGACUUUACGCUACCUGAUGGCUCACCUUAAAAGGGUAACAACCUUCGAAAAGGACAAUCUCAUGACUUCUGAGAACCUGGGCAUCGUCUUUGGUCCGACUCUGAUGCAGCCCCCAGAGCAGAACGCCUUGACCACGCUGAACGACAUGAGGCAACAGAAGCUUGUGGUGCAACUCAUGAUCGAGAACGAAGAUGUCUUAUUCUAGCUGUCGGGACCAGGGAUCCUUAUUUAUUUUGACUACCAGAGGAAAUCCAAGCCAGCUUUGAGGAGAGUCAAUCACGAUGCUCCUUUCACGCAUGACUCUUUUUGGUGUUGACAUUCUCUCGUUUCUAUCUGUCACGGAGCGCCAAGACCGUCAGGUAUGAGAUGUUUACAAGCCACAGCGCUGUUCCCUUUUUAUUUGAAGAGUGCCCCCCCCUACCCUCCUGUGUGCAGUCUGUGAACGUGUGAAUUCCGAGUGAAUAUUCCCACGCGUGCAAUUCCUGGAUCAGUUGUGGGAAUGUCAUCCAAGUUUUUACGGAAACAACACAACCCCCAUGGUAGGUGAAGAAGAUGAGACAAUUGGUCAAUUCAUGAAGCACUUUUUUUAUUUUCCAACGUGUGUACAGAUUUGUUUUGUAAAGAUGUUUAUUUUUGUCUUUUUACUCGGAAUCCCAUUGUUUUGUCACAGUAAUAUAUAUAUAUAUACGGAUGGGAAUGAUGCAUGUUUAGUUGGUGUCUGGAUACAAAAGAGUUGCGAAAAUAAAAAAAGCUGUGUUCAAAGUC
Molecule: messenger RNA, 2350 nt
Organism: Syngnathus typhle (broad-nosed pipefish)
Lineage: Eukaryota; Metazoa; Chordata; Actinopteri; Syngnathiformes; Syngnathidae
Gene: chn2
Product: chimerin 2
Exons: 13
Coding region: 393-1790 (465 amino acids)
Biological process (GO): regulation of small GTPase mediated signal transduction; positive regulation of GTPase activity; signal transduction
Molecular function (GO): GTPase activator activity
Source: RefSeq, a predicted model, not a curated record